UUUAAAGCUGUAAAAACACCUGAUCAUGUGACCUCUAGUCAUAUGACCCUCUGACUCCUGAGGAGCUACAGUGGAUUUCCCCUGCGCAGCGGCAGACCAGGAAGAACCAAGCAGAACCAGGCGGAACCAGGCUGAAGAGAUGCAGGUCCUGCUGUGCUGCUUCCUGCUGGCUCUGCUCGGCGCCAACGCCGCCCCAGCAGCAGAUGAGAUCACCUUCCUGCCCGGCCUGCAGAAACAGCCAAGCUUCAGACAUUACUCUGGAUACCUGAACGUGGCCGAUGGGAAACACCUGCACUACUGGUUCGUGGAGUCCCAGAAUGACCCAUCCUCCGACCCGCUGGUGCUGUGGCUGAACGGCGGCCCGGGCUGCAGCUCUCUGGACGGACUGCUGACCGAACACGGUCCUUACCUGGUGCAGGACGACGGGAUAACUCUGCAGUACAACCCCUACUCCUGGAACAAGAUCGCCAACAUGUUGUAUCUGGAGUCUCCGGUGGGCGUCGGCUUCUCGUACUCUGACGAUCAGCGCUACGUCACCAACGACACCGAGGUGUCCAUGAACAACUACCUGGCUCUGAAGGAGUUCCUCCGCCUGUUCCCCAAGUUUAGCAACAAUCAGGUGUUCCUGACCGGAGAGAGUUAUGGAGGAAUCUACAUCCCAACGCUGGCCGAGAGAGUGAUGGAGGACGCCAGCAUCAACCUGCAGGGCGUUGCCGUGGGAAACGGGAUGUCGAGCUAUGAGCUGAACGAUAACUCUCUGGUGUACUUCGCCUACUACCACGGCCUGCUGGGAAGCCGCCUCUGGACCGAUCUGCAGAAAUUCUGCUGCAGCGCCGGGAAAUGCAACUUCUACAACAACCAGGACCAGAACUGCAUCGAGAGCCUGUCGGAGGUCCAGACCAUCGUCUACGCUUCUGGACUGAACAUGUACAACCUGUACGCUCCCUGUCCAGGUGGAGUUCACCGCAGAGUCAGCCUGGAGGGGGACCAGCUGGUCAUCAGAGAUCUGGGGAACUCGUUCAUCAACCAUCAGAUGACUCAGGAGUGGAGCCAGAAGUUCAGGGGUUUGGCGUCGGUGUUUCGGUCCGUCCGUCUGGACCCGCCCUGCACUAACUCCACCCCCUCCUCGCUGUACCUGAACAACCCGCUCGUCAAAGCUGCUCUGCACAUCAGCCCCAAGGCUCUGGACUGGGCCAUCUGCAGCUCUGAGGUGAACCUGAACUACGGACGACUCUACCUGGACGUCAGGAAACAGUACCUGAAGCUGCUCUCUGCUCUGAAGUACCGGGUCCUGGUGUAUAACGGGGACGUGGACAUGGCCUGUAACUUCAUGGGAGACGAGUGGUUUGUUGAGUCUCUGCAGCAGCAGGUGGAGGUCCAGAGGCGCCCGUGGCUCUACGAUGACAUCGACGGUCGGCAGGUCGGAGGUUUCGUCAAAGAGUUUGACAACAUCGCCUUCCUGACGGUGAAGGGUUCAGGUCACAUGGUUCCCACAGACAAACCCAUCGCCGCCUUCGCCAUGUUCAGCAGGUUCAUCAAGAAGCAGCCGUACUGAUCCGGCUGGUCCGGUUCUGCUCUGUUUGGACUCUCUGAGUUGCCGUACUUUUUAACUCGUGAUUUUUUUUUUUAAUCCACUGCCACCAAUCAGCAACCAGAUCAUUGUGAAAGGAAAUGAACCAAUCACAUCGCUGCCCUUGGCCGACGCCCCCUUUUGGUGGCGGCAGCCUGUGGUUGUCAUGGAAAUGAGCACUGCCACCUGUCUGUCCGUUGAUUUGUUUUUUAAAUUAUCGGCCUGAAUGUGAAACUUGUUUUCAAUUAAAGGGAAAACUAGAUAUUAAAUGAGAUUUUAAUUAAAAA
Molecule: messenger RNA, 1857 nt
Organism: Acanthochromis polyacanthus (spiny chromis)
Lineage: Eukaryota; Metazoa; Chordata; Actinopteri; Pomacentridae
Gene: ctsa
Product: cathepsin A
Exons: 14
Coding region: 140-1555 (471 amino acids)
Biological process (GO): proteolysis
Molecular function (GO): serine-type carboxypeptidase activity
Source: RefSeq, a predicted model, not a curated record